AUGUUGCUCAAGGGUGUCACAUGGCAGUUCAAUCCUCCUCAUGCUUCGCACUUUGGCGGAGUAUGGGAACGCCAGAUUCGCACAAUUCGACGAGUACUUCGUGGCCUGUGUCACCAGCAGGUCAUGACAGAUGACACUCUGCACACCCUAUUCUGUGAGGUAGAAGCUAUCAUAAAUGGCAGGCCAUUAACCAGGGUUACUGAUGAUCCUGAUGGUCCUCAACCACUAACACCCAACAUGCUGCUAACCCUGAAAGGUGCAGGAGGUCCAAUAACGGAUACUGAUCAUAGUGAUCUUUAUGUUCGUCGACGUUGGAGGCAAGUUCAAUACCUGGCAGACCUCUUCUGGAAGAGGUGGACAAAGGAAUAUCUUCCACUUCUCCAGGAACGCCAGAAGUGGACCACGAGACAGCGUAACCUGAAGGUUGGAGAUAUUGUUCUGAGCCUAGACAACAAACUGCCCCGAGGUUCAUGGCCUUUGGGACGUGUGCUGGAAGUGAUAAGUGAUGCUGAUGGUCACGUGAGGAGUGCUCGCUUGAAAACUGCUAGUGGAGAGUACCUCAGACCAAUUAGCAAGAUGUGCCUUUUGCUAGAAAAUGAAAUAGAUGUAGGUGUCAGUAAAGGGUGUACGCCGAACGCUGCCCUUAAAUGCUGA
Messenger RNA from Penaeus vannamei (Pacific white shrimp), 654 nucleotides. The record is from RefSeq and is a predicted model, not a curated record. NCBI's taxonomy places the organism in Eukaryota, Metazoa, Arthropoda, Malacostraca, Decapoda, Penaeidae.